AUGCUACUAGAUACUGGUAUUGAAGAAAACACUCCAACAUUUCCAAGAUCAAUGAAGAGACUAGAUAGAAUCUACUGUCAUCCAACACUACUAAACCAAAAUUCAAAACUGGUAGUCCACAACACAGUAUUUAACAAAUCAGAUCACUUUCCCAUCACAAUCACAAUACAAACCAACAGAGAAACAACAACAACAACAACAACCAAACUAGAAAGACUCCCUUGGACAUUAUGUAAAGAAAUUCUCAACAACAAACAUAUACAUGAUGGGUUAUCAGAAUUAAUCAGUAAGAACAAAGAUAAGAUCAAAUCAGUGGAGGAAUGGACGAAAUUUAAAAAUAAUGUCAUCAGAGAUUAUUUAAAAAAAGAACAAAACAAAAUAAAGAAAGAAAAGAACAAAAGAAAAUACGUAAUCCACAAAUUACUUGGAAAUUGUGAUAUCAUUCCAAAGAUGAGAAAAGAACUCAAUGAAGAAAUAAGUAGAAUAUUAGAAGAAGAAAGAAAGGUAAAAGCAUGGGAUAUCAAAUUAAAACUCCACCUGCAUCAAGAAACACCAAGCAAAUACCUCACAAGUAUCCUUAAAUCCAGAGCCAAAGAUAAAUCAAUAUUCCAAAUAAAAGAUAAAGAUAAUAAGACCAUAUCAGAUAAAGAGAACAUAGCAAAAAGAUUUGUUGAAUUCUAUCAAGAUCAAUAUGAAGAGAAAGAAGAUAACGAAGAAACCCACAAGAAGUUAUUAGAAAAAUGGGAAGUAGACGUUGAUUUAAUCAAGAAACUCGAGAUAGACAGACCGAUAAGAAUACAUGAAGUGACCAAAGCAAUCAAAACUUCAAGUAUCCACAAAUCUCCAGGUUUAGACGGUAUCAAUGCACUAUUCUACAAGUACCACAUCAACUCAAUAGCAAGAAUAUUGACUAUAGCUUUCAACGACCUCCUCACAAAUAAGAAAGAAAUCCCCACAAAAUUCAAAGAAGGAGUAAUAACAACAAUAUUCAAAAAAGGAGAUGAACUAAACAUUUCAAAUAGAAGACCAAUCACCCUUCUCAAUACAGAUUACAAAAUUUUAAGCAAAAUUCUCAACAGUAGAUUAUUAGAUAUCACCAGUAAAAUUAUCAACAAAUUUCAAAACGGCUUUGUUCCAAACAGGUUCAUCCAAGACAAUAUUCAGAUCAUGAAGGAAGUAAUAGAAAUAAGUAACAAAAGAAAGAACAAUACACUCAUUACCUUUUACGAUUUUAACAAAGCAUUCGAUUCAAUCAGCCACAAGAGUAUCACAAGAACAUUAGAGCAUAUUGGUAUCCCCCCAAAAUUCACAGCGAUCCUACUAAACCUACUCAAAGAUACUAAAAACAAAAUAAAGAUCAACGACUUUUUAGUCAAUGGAAUAACAAUCAGAAGAGGAACAAAACAAGGAGACCCAAUAUCACCAACAAUCUUUGCUCUAGUUUUAGAACCACUUCUAAUAGAUAUCAUCAAUGAUAAUACAAUCAAAGGCUUCACUCUACCAAAUUCCAAAUCAUUAAAACUCACUGCAUUUGCUGACGACAUAGCAACAUUUACAAACUCCACUGAAGAACUAAUGAAAAUUAAUACUAAAAUCCAAAAGUACUGCUCAGCAACAUCAUCAUCGUUAAACAAAGAGAAAACAGUAAUGAUAGCAAUAGGAGAUAUACCACACGAUCUACCAUUCCAAGAGAGUACAGUCCCAGAAAGAUAUCUUGGCCUCAAUUUCACCAAAACAGGUUUAAAUUCAAAAUACAACACUUUAAUCCAAGAAAUGAAAAACAAUCUAAUCAAAUGGAAAUCACAAGCAAUAACGAUGAAGGCAAAGAUGACAAUUCUCAAAACAUACGUUCUAUCCAAAUUAACAUACCAUCAAUACAUGGAUAAUCUAAAUGAAGAACAAAUUGAGGAAAUCAAUAACAUGACCAGAUGGUUCUUAUUCUCCUCAGUUAAGAAUACAUAUACAAAAGAGAGAAAAUACAAAACUAUGAUGAAAAUAGACAGAGCAUAUGCAGAUUGGAAAGAAGGAGGCAUAAAAUUAUGGGAUAUAGAACUAAGACAUAUAGCAUUCAAAAUCUGGUACAUGAACAGGCUACUCCAUAACAACUACAACAACAACAACAAUACCUUACAAGAAUGGUACAUGGAGCAAUUAAGUAGAAAAAAAGCCCACACUUCAACCCUCAACGAUAUGUGCAGACACUGGGGUGUAUUCAGAGUCAAAUUUUACCAAAACCAUCCAAAGAUAAAUGAACUUCCAGACUGUAUAAGAAACGACAAUGACGAACCACUAAAACUAAAAGAAAUUUACGAACUCAUGAUCAAAGACAGACACCCAACACCAAGAAGAACAGAAUGGCAGAAGUUAUGGGCGGUGAGAUACAACACAGCAAUACCCAAAGUAUUCAUAAACAUCAACAGCAUUUCUCACCAAAAAGGUAGAAACACCCUCUUCAGAUUCUUCUCAAGAUCACUUCCAGGUAUCAACCACGAAAGAGACACCAGAUGCAAGAUCUGUGGCCACCUAUUCAGAGACCCUUAUUCUCACCUCUUCACUCUAUGCCAAGAUAUCCUAGAUAUUGAAAAAACCAUCAUAUCAACAGUUAACAAAUUAUCAUUCAUCAAAAUCCACAGAUGGUCAAUGGAUACCUUAGACAUAUCAAAAUACAACAGAACUGAGAGAAUCUUCCCCAAUCUCAUAGGAAUAAUAGCACACCAAUUAUGGAAGAUAAUCUGUCACAAAUUGUUCAACACUGAUGAAAGCAAACCAGAGCCAAAAUUCGAGCAAAAGGUCAUAGAAACAGAAUUACUAAAUCUCAUCGAAACUGAAAAAUUCAUCACACUAAAGAAAAUCAAACACGACGAAGCAAUACUAAAAAACACCAAUCAAGAUCUUCACAAAUACAAAUUCAACAAAGCCUGGCAAACCCCAGGUAUUCCGAUUCACUUUGAUCCUGAUAUAUUUGAGGAGGUAAUCAGUGUCGAUGGGUGA
Molecule: messenger RNA, 2991 nt
Organism: Dictyostelium discoideum AX4
Lineage: Eukaryota; Evosea; Eumycetozoa; Dictyosteliales; Dictyosteliaceae
Exons: 2
Coding region: 1-2991 (996 amino acids)
Biological process (GO): DNA biosynthetic process; RNA-templated DNA biosynthetic process
Molecular function (GO): RNA-directed DNA polymerase activity; nucleotidyltransferase activity; transferase activity
Source: RefSeq, a predicted model, not a curated record